GGAGAUGCCAUCCAAAUCCAAUCAUCGCCCCCCGCUCCUCCCAAUUCAUGGCGAUGGCCGCCACUGCAUCCGCCAACCGCUUCGUCGCCGCCACCUCCACCGCCGCCCUCCACGGAUUGCGCUCGCGGUCUGCCCCUUCAUGCCACCGAGCUUCCUUCCUCUUCUCAUCCGCGAAGCCGAGGCUCGUCUCCUUCAUCUCCCGGCGGCACUUCCUCGCCCCCUCUGCCCUCCUCAAAUCCGAUUUCCAGGUCAGGGAGGAAGGGAGUCCGGAAACCCUCGACUACCGGGUAUUCUUCCUCGACGGAUCCGGGAAGAAGAUGUCGCCGUGGCACGAUGUGCCCUUGCACUUAGGCGACGGGGUCUACAACUUCAUCGUGGAGAUCCCCAAGGAGACGAGCGCGAAGAUGGAAGUCGCCACCGAUGAAGCGUACACGCCUAUAAAGCAGGACACCAAGAAGGGGAAGCUCCGAUACUACCCAUACAACAUUAACUGGAAUUAUGGACUGCUUCCUCAGACGUGGGAAGACCCAUCUUUUGCUAAUGCAGAAGUUGAAGGGGCAUUUGGGGAUAAUGAUCCAGUUGAUGUUGUAGAAAUAGGUGAAAGGCGUGCUAACAUUGGUGACAUUCUCAAAGUGAAGCCUUUGGCAGCUUUAGCUAUGAUUGAUGAAGGAGAGCUUGACUGGAAGAUUGUUGCAAUUUCAUUGGACGAUCCUCGAGCUUCACUUGUAAAUGAUGCUGAUGAUGUCGAGAAACAUUUUCCAGGGACUCUUACUGCCAUAAGAGACUGGUUCAGAGACUACAAGAUUCCAGAUGGAAAGCCUGCCAAUAAGUUUGGUCUUGGCAAUAAGGCUGCAAACAAGGAUUAUGCAUUGAAGAUCAUUACAGAGACAAAUGAAUCUUGGGCGAAAUUGAUGAAAAGAUCGGCUCCUGCAGGAGAUCUUUCUCUCGUAUGAUUAUGAUGAUAAUUAUAAUAUUUAUUAUUAUUCGAGGUUAGCGCCAAGAAGGCUUAUUGGUGAAGAGUUCAAAUUUGUGCUUAGAAUAUGCAAAACCAAAGAAUAGCAUUUAUCCAAACUACGGUUUUGGAGUGUUUCUUAAGGAAGUAAUUUUGAUUAUUUUAUUUUUUUACUCAUCAAUAUUGAAAUCCAGCUGAAAUAUCUAUUGCAUUUCACGAAUAAAUGUUUCUAUUAUAUAUUA
This is a messenger RNA of Zingiber officinale, 1194 nucleotides long. Its product is annotated as soluble inorganic pyrophosphatase 6, chloroplastic-like. Lineage: Eukaryota; Viridiplantae; Streptophyta; Magnoliopsida; Zingiberales; Zingiberaceae. The record is from RefSeq and is a predicted model, not a curated record. Bases 48 to 953 code for a protein of 301 amino acids. Gene Ontology annotation, biological process: phosphate-containing compound metabolic process. The transcript has 5 exons. Gene Ontology annotation, cellular component: cytoplasm. Gene Ontology annotation, molecular function: magnesium ion binding; inorganic diphosphate phosphatase activity.